GACCUCGCCCUACUCCUCCCCUGGAGCUGCCGGGGAGUAGCCGAGUGCAAGGGAGAGGGGCUAGGACUGGACUCUGCUCCCGAGGACAGGCUGGGUUUGUUCCGGGGCACACAUCGUCCGUCCCUCUUCACGGAAAAGCACCCAGGGAGCAGAGAGAAGACUGUUCCACGUUUGAUUUUACCAGGCAGGAGGAAGCUUGACAGCUCAGCCCACCUCAAGAGCUGCUGGUGCCAAAAGGAUCCUAGGAACAGCAUCUGAGGAGAGAAAAUGUUUGCAGCCUAUUUUGACUGCCCAGGAGGCCCAGAAAAUCUCUAUAUUAAAGAAGUGAUGAAACCAGAUCCAGGAGAAGGAGAAGUUCUUUUGAAGGUCUCUGCCAGUGCUCUGAAUAGGGGCGAUUUACUCCAGAGGAGAGGGAAGUACCCUCCCCCCAAAGGAGCAAGUGAUAUUUUAGGCCUAGAAGCAGCUGGGAGCGUGGCUGGGCUGGGUCCCGGCUGCUCGGGCCGGUGGAAGAUCGGCGAUGCAGUGAUGGCUCUGCUCUCUGGGGGAGGCCAGGCACAAUACGUGACAGUGCCCGAAGGCCUCCUGAUGCCAAUUCCCAAAGAUAUGACUUUUAUUCAGGCUGCAGCCAUUCCUGAAGCCUGGCUAACAGCAUUUCAGCUGCUCCAUUUUGUAGGUAAAGUACAGGAGGGUGAGAGAGUGUUGAUCCAUGCUGGAGCCAGUGGGGUUGGCAUGGCAGCCAUUCAGCUGGUGAGACUCGCAAAGGCUAUUCCCAUUGUGACAGCAGGAACUCAGGAGAAACUGGAAGCAACAGCAAACGCUGGAGCAGCUGCAGGGUUCAACUACAAGAAUGAAGACUUCAGCGAAAAGGUCUUGGAGUUCACCCAAGGUUCUGGAGUCGAUAUUAUUUUAGAUUGUGUUGGGGCCUCACACUGGGAGAAGAAUAUCAACUGUCUGAGUACUGAUAGCCGGUGGAUUAUUUAUGGACUGCUGAGUAGAGGUGAAAUCCAUGGGGAUUUGCUGGCAAGGCUGCUUUCCAAAAGAGCCAGCAUCCACACGAGCCUGUUACGGCCCCGACACAAGGAGUACAAGGAGCGGCUGGUGAGAGCCUUCACGGAGGAGGUGCUGCCCCAUUUUUCCGGAGGGGCUUCCCCGCGUCUCCAGCCCCUCGUGGACAGCGUUUACCCCCUGCACGCCAUCGCUGAGGCACACAAGGCUAUGGAGGAAAACAGGAACAUCGGCAAAAUCGUCAUCGAAAUUCCCGUUUGCUUCAAGAAAGGGCCGCUGCAGUAGCUGCUCUGGGACAGUGACUGCGGGGACUGCACUGCGGCCAUCCUGCCGCCUCUGCUGCACAUCGGGACCGAUUCAUGUGGGUGGCGAGGAGGGGGAAAGCAUAAGGAGGAAGCGUUUAUUAAAGAAGUUCGUGUCAUAAUUCCUGCA
This is a messenger RNA of Parus major (Great Tit), 1437 nucleotides long. RefSeq names its product tumor protein p53 inducible protein 3 (gene TP53I3). Gene Ontology annotation, molecular function: NADPH binding; quinone reductase (NADPH) activity; quinone binding. The transcript has 7 exons. The record is from RefSeq and is a predicted model, not a curated record. NCBI's taxonomy places the organism in Eukaryota, Metazoa, Chordata, Aves, Passeriformes, Paridae. The coding region runs from base 268 to 1290 and encodes 340 amino acids.